This is a messenger RNA of Manduca sexta (tobacco hornworm), 1853 nucleotides long. It is a transcript of the gene aspr, whose product is annotated as neurogenic locus notch homolog protein 1. The transcript has 11 exons. The coding region runs from base 93 to 1487 and encodes 464 amino acids. The record is from RefSeq and is a predicted model, not a curated record. Lineage: Eukaryota; Metazoa; Arthropoda; Insecta; Lepidoptera; Sphingidae.
GGCUCGAAGCGUAGGCGCCUUAAGAGGUAUAAGGACGCAGCCUGGAGCCCGGUGAGUUGUUUCCUCAUCGCGACACAGACAGCCGAACAAACAUGGCCGAAAAGCUAUUGCUUUUGGCGCCGGUGGUGCUCCUGGCGCUGCUAGUAGGCGUUGAUGCCCAACGAUACUCUAAUUAUUACGCCCGAAACUACCUUGGUCGCGAUCUGUACGAGCAUGGUCGCUCGAUAUCCGAUAACUUGGUAACCUGUGGCCCCCACACUUGCGGAGUCGGUGCUCAUUGCAUCCAUGGUAGCGUUCGCCCUGUCUGCGCCUGUCUGCCGAGCUACUCCGGAGAUCCUUUGUCCCAGUGCAUCAAGAUUGAAUGCGUCGACAACAGCGAGUGCCGCAGCCACCAGACCUGCGUGAACCAGCACUGCGUCAACCCUUGUGAAGGCACCUGUGGUGUCAACGCUAAUUGCGACGUCCGCAACCACGUUCCUGUGUGCACCUGCCCCGCGGGCUACACCGGCAACCCAUUCUCCUCUUGCAGAAUUGCUGACCCAGAGGAAGCUUGCCACCCAUCCCCUUGUGGACCCAACACUAAAUGCCACGUUGCAAACAACCAGGCCAUCUGCACUUGUCUACCUGGAUACAGGGGCAGUCCUCUAACGGGAUGCCGUCACGAGUGCGAGUCGGACGGCGAGUGCGGCGCCCAGCAGUCGUGCCGCGACUUCAAGUGCAUCAGCCCGUGCGGCGACUGCGGCGUCAAUGCUGACUGCGAGACUGUUGCCGCCCACCGCGCUAUCUGCAAGUGCCCAAGGGGCUACCACGGCGAUCCUUACAAAAUCUGCAGCGCCGAGUGCGAGUCGGACAGCGAGUGUCCGAGCUACAAGCCCGCGUGUGUGUACAACGCGUGCGUGGAUCCGUGCGUCGGCGCGUGCGGUGUCAAUGCCGAGUGCCACCUCCGCGGCCUGACCCCAGUCUGCUCCUGCCCCAGGAACAUGACCGGUGAUCCCUUCUCCUUCUGCAGGCCUUUUGAAGCCCGUGACCUGUGCGAACCUAACCCUUGCGGCGCGAACGCCAAGUGCACGCCCGGACACGACCGCACCGGCGCCGAGCGCCCCGUCUGCACCUGCCCAACUGGAUACAUCGGCAACGCGCUCGUCUCUUGUGAACGCGGUGAAUGUGAGUUGGACUCCCAGUGCCCCGACCAUCUUGCGUGUGUCGGCUACCGGUGCGUCGACCCGUGCCUCGGCAACACUCAGUGCGGCUCCGGCGCCGUGUGUAUGGCCAGGCGGCACUUAGCUGUCUGCACUUGCCCUUCAGGACGCAAUGGCGACGCGCUGGUUAACUGCUACGAAUCUCAAUCGGUAGUCGCCUCAGCACGUUACUACAGAUUCAAGAGAAACGGCAACUUCACCGAGCCUGAACCAGAGGUCGUUGUACCCGCUGAGCAACCGUCCACUGUCCUUCCUCCGGCAAAAGCAGCCGCAGACAAAAAGGAAUAAAUCGAUACUAAACGAUUAACGAUUCUUGAUUGUUGAUUAUCGAUUACUGAAAACUUCAGUGUUAUUUUUUAUUUUAUGACUAGAUCUAUCACUUAUAUAUAAAAUAAUAGAUAUCCCUUUAUUUUAAAAUAUGUGGAUACUAUUCAAAUUUGUUUUCUGCUGGUUAGAUAUAAGAGUUAAAAAUUAUUAACCACAGAAGACGCUUAUGUGUUCUCUCUAUUUUAUGAGCGCUUAGAGAAAGAGAUGAAGCAAAAUAUGUUAUAGUCAUAGUCAUUAAAAAGAAAAUAUACACAAAAAAUACGGAUUGAUUACUUUGAUAUACUUUCGAUUAAUGUUGAUACGAAUUAAUAAAAUAUUUUGAAUUGA